Messenger RNA from Populus trichocarpa (black cottonwood), 2180 nucleotides. RefSeq names its product abscisic acid 8'-hydroxylase 1. Gene Ontology annotation, molecular function: monooxygenase activity; heme binding; iron ion binding. The transcript is spliced from 10 exons. Gene Ontology annotation, biological process: brassinosteroid homeostasis; brassinosteroid biosynthetic process; multicellular organism development. NCBI's taxonomy places the organism in Eukaryota, Viridiplantae, Streptophyta, Magnoliopsida, Malpighiales, Salicaceae. The record is from RefSeq and is a predicted model, not a curated record. The coding region runs from base 348 to 1850 and encodes 500 amino acids.
CUAAUAAAUUCACACUACAAAUGUCUCACGACUUCGAUCUGUGGUUUCGAUUUUUGUAGCCCACAUUCAACGGAAGGUAGCAAAUGGCAGUGGGAACUAAAUGGCUCAGAAUAAACUACGAAAGAAAGCCGUGGUGGGGACUGGGGAUUAUAGCUAAUGGGAGACGACGUCAAUCAGAAAUCUUUCAAUCUCCAAAUGAUGGCCUGUAGGCCAAAAUGCCAGCACCUAUUUUCUCAACCGCACACACGGCCCGGACUAUCCACUUUCAAAUAUUCUUGCCCGAGCCCGGAGGCCAUAAUAUGGCCAUGCUACGAUAAUUUCAUGUCCUACUUCCAAACUUGAACAAAAUGCUUCCUCUCUCAUCUUAUAUGCUUUCUUGCCUUUGUUUCUACACGGUGCUUCUUCUUGGCAGCUUGUUUCUUUUGUAUCUUGGAUUCUUUAAGAUGCUAGGGUAUCGUAACCGGAUUGCAGAGGCUGAUAUCCCACCGGGUAGUUGUGGAUUGCCGUUGAUCGGAGAGACCAUACAGUUCAUGGCAGCCAUGAAUAAUGGCAGAGGUUUUUACGACUUCGUCCGAGCUCGCCGUCUAAGGUAUGGGAAUUGCUUCAAGACCAACAUCCUUGGACUGGCACAAGUUUUUGUUUCAAGCACAGAAUCGGCUAAGAUAAUCUUAAAUAAUGAAUCGGGAAAAUUCACGAAGAGAUACAUAAAAUCAAUCGCAGAGCUUGUGGGAGAUCAAAGCCUGCUAUGCGCUUCUCAUGGACACCACAAACUCAUCCGUAGCUGUUUGACACAUUUAUUCUCAACAAGUUCCAUUUCUGUUUUUAUCAAACAGUUCGAUGAACUGGUUGUGAAAAGUCUUGGCACCUGGCAAGUUGGGGACACAAUAGUUGUUCUUGACCAGGCAACCGAGAUAACCUUCAAAGCCAUGUGCAGGAUGUUGAUGAGCUUAGAGGAUGAGCCGAAACUACAAAUGCUGCAAGAGGACAUAACUCAUGUCUGUGAAGCAAUGCUCGCAUUCCCUGUAAGGUUUCCUUGGACUAGAUUUUACAAAGGCCUUAAGGCCAGGAAAAGGAUUAUGAGCACACUGGAUUUGAUCAUGACUGAAAGAAGAAGAUGCUCACAAGGCAAUCAAAAAGAUUUUAUGCAAUGCCUAUUGGUAGAAGAUGAAAAGCCAGGUUCUGAUGAGGCCUAUACGAUGACAGACACAGAGAUAAAAGACAACAUUUUGACCAUGAUUAUUGCAGGUCAGGAUACAACUGCAAGUGCAAUCACAUGGAUGGUCAAGUAUCUAGGAGAAAAUCAAGAUGUUCUAGACACCCUUAGAGCAGAGCAACUUCACCUUGCAGAAAAAAUUUCACCAGGGCCAUUUCUCACACUGGAAGAUCUUGCUGAGAUGCCAUACGCUUCUAAGGUAGUCAAAGAAUCAUUAAGGAUGGCAUCUAUAGUACCUUGGUUUCCAAGAUUAGCACUUCAAGAUUGUGAGAUUGAAGGAUUUAAGAUAAAGAAAGGGUGGAACAUUAAUGUUGAUGUUAAAUCAAUACACCUUGACCCUAAUCUUUACAAUGGCCCCAAUAAGUUCAAUCCUACAAGGUUUAAUGAUGACUCAAAGCCAUACAGCUUCUUAGCAUUUGGGAUGGGAGCAAGAACCUGCCUGGGAAUGAACAUGGCUAAAGCCAUGAUGCUUGUCUUCCUUCAUCGUCUGAUCACAACAUACAAGUGGAAGGUGAUAGACUCAGAUUCAAGUAUUGAGAAAUGGGCAUUGUUCUCCAGAUUAAAAAGUGGCUGUCCGGUUCAAGUAACUCGUAUUGAUAAUAGAAAGGAUGAUACCUCUGCGUAUGGCUCGCAUUAAACAAACAAUGAGAAAAACAUGGUUUGUAUAAGCUGCCUAAAAGGGAACAAAAUGAAGGCUUCGUGUUCAUAGUUUAUUGGGUGAUCAUUACUGGUUGAAGUAAGAAUCAGGCAGCAUUAUUUCCUAAUUCUUGAUAAAGUUCUAGUCUAAAAGCUUUGCUUUCAUGGCAUGUAUAAAUGGCAAGCAAAGGGGAAUUAUAAUCAGUCAGAAAUUUGGAAUUUGUAUAAGCCUUCCUUUGCGUCGCUCCUUUCUGAUACACUCAUGAUACCUGUUGAUGAACAAGCAGCACACAGGAAUGUCAAAUAACAUUUGCAAUUCAAUCAUGAGAUA